Alternaria ventricosa is the source of this 2997-nucleotide messenger RNA. RefSeq lists its product as uncharacterized. Gene Ontology annotation, molecular function: nucleic acid binding. The coding region runs from base 1 to 2997 and encodes 998 amino acids. Lineage: Eukaryota; Fungi; Ascomycota; Dothideomycetes; Pleosporales; Pleosporaceae. The transcript has 3 exons. The record is from RefSeq and is a predicted model, not a curated record.
AUGACAGAGUCUUUAGAUAACGAACCGGCCUCAAACAUCGACCCUGUUCCCUGGAUCGUCCAGCCCCCAAGCAAGACCGCAAUUUGUCACGUCGACUACCCUUUGGGAGAUACAGCGGAGCUCUAUGUCAUCCCGAUCACUAUCAGCAGACAGAACAAGACAAGCAAACAGAUAUCUCCCAUCAUAAGCCAGAAAUUGCGGCGCAAGGCCAUUACUGAGUACCUCACCAAGUAUGACCUCCACAACCGCUGCGCACUUCAACUCUGGGCCCGAAAGAGCGUCGACACACAAGGAAACGCCGAUGGGGUAGUCUGGCCUAUCGACGAGCUCGUUUUCUUCGAAUCCGAUCAACGUAGCGUGGAGCGUCUCCAAAUCGAGCCGAAGCACGCCCUGAAAAAUACGUUCGCGAGAGUCAAGGUAUCCGCUGGUACAGCGAUACAAGACGCUAUCUAUUGCGAACUGGACUUUUCUAAUGCAGAGACACUAUCACCAAAAGGCACCGAUCGCACAGGAUACUGGAAAAAGGUAGAGCUUCUUGUGCGCAAGUUUGGCCCCACCGUUUCCUCCAAGGACGACAGCCGUUCAACGGGAUUCGAGAUGGGUACUUUACUCCAAGAAGCCAUCAAACGAACGAACGAGAAAGAAGCCACCCCCGCCCGAUUCCCGAACUUUCAGACCACCAUCAACAGAGCUGAGCAACUCAAGGUUCUGUUUCGAACAACGUUGAAGCUCGAUCCUGAUCACCGAAAGCUUCGCGCUGAGGUCGAUCUUGUUCCUGGCAUCAAGGGUGCCGCGGAUCUAUCUGAACUAAUCGCGAGAACAUUCGGUCCCGGCUCACUCGAUAGGGGCAACACUCAACUCUUCCAGAACGUCAGGACGAUGCUGAUAGGUCUUGCCGUCGUCCUCAAAUACCGACCGAGGUCUCAAUCAGGUUCCAGCUCAUCGGGUCAAGCGACUGGUAUAUCACACGACAGCGGAUCUAUGGAGUACAGUCCCUCAAGCAAAAGCAAGCGUGCUGCUUUGUCGCCUAUGUCUACUUCUCGAACAAACUCACGUGCAACAACAAAAGCCGGCUUGGGAGGCAGUAGCAAUGCAUCAAGCUCCACUCCGAGCUUCCCAGAGUCCGUUAUUAUCGAUCUGCAGCCGGCGUCUCGAGUUCCGGGCUUCUGGAAGGAUGGCGAGAGAUUGACAGUUACUCAGUAUCUCUUCAAAACAUACCCCGAACUGAAGGAAACCAAGCUCCCCGGAUCGCCGCUCGCCAAUAUCGGGAAAGACACCUGGGUGCCACUCGAAUUCCUCAAGACGCCCGGGGAAGCAGCUUCAGUACAGCAGGUUCCAGCUGUAGGCCACGUGAUAGCUUCGCUAGAUGGACUUCGAGCGAAAUAUAACCUGGCUGAAAAUGAGAGGUACUUGGUCGAAUUCCUCAACAGUCAAAUGGAGGACAUGCGCAAGCGCCACGAGGGUAUGAAGCUGCUUGUAGACGGAAAUAUUGGAGAUAUGGAGACGCUCAAGCUCCCCUCGAACGGCACCGAACGCGUCGAUCGCAAGUCUGUGAAAGGACCUAAGACUGGCGCCAAGAUCAAAUGCGGUAUCAUCUAUGUUCGACUCACCGGAAUGCGCUCCGCAGGCUUCGAAAGCUUCGCGAAGUCGCUUGUCAGGCUAUUGGGAAGCCAUGCGGCAUUAGACCGAGAUCAUCAGAUUCUCGAUAUAGAGUCACCGAACACGAGCCCUAUCGCUUCGAUUCCCGACAUCAAGUCGCUUCUUCUACUGCCUGAAUACACUACCGAGGAAAUCAAAGCGUUCUACGACGGAAAAGUUGACACCAUCAUCGCCGUGAUAGACGAGCGCGGUCGGAGCAAGCAGGAGAUCCACUACGUCCGGGCAGAGCUGCAAAAGUUCGGCAACAGGAAGCUUGGCGCAGUCGUGCUUUGUGUCAGUAGAAAGCACCUGGAGCUUCGGAACGACAAGACAUCUGGAAUCCUUACUCGUCUUCCUCUCGGCAUUCUUCAGCAGCUGAAUGCUUUGCAUGGCAACCCCAAUUUCGUCGCCCCAAAUCUGCCCAGUUUGGACCUGCCCGACAAGAAAUUCAUGAUUGUAGGCGCUCAUAUAUCACAUGCUGGAUCCGAUGCGGCCGCUAGUUGCCCCUCGGUCGCCGCUCUUGUUGGUAGUGUUGACGAAGCACUGGUGCACUACACGGGUAGCGCGCGACUACAGGCUACGUUGGAGGCUACCGACUGGAACAACGACCGGGAGACCUCUAAAUUGAAGUACGAAGUCCAAUCACAGAUUGUCGAUCUUGAGAGCAUGAUGCUCGAACGUAUCGAGGCUUGGAUCGCGAAGCAGGGACGCACGCACGCGCCACACAUCGUCUUUUACCGCCAUAGCAAUCAGUCCAACAACGAAAACACCGCGAUGGAGGAAACCGCUGCGAUCGGUCGUACCUGCAGGGCUUUCACCUGGGAAGAUGGUAACGCUGCCACGUUCGACUAUGUACUGGUCAACAAGAAUGCGCACGUUUUCUCGCCCUACCGCACCGCCUCCAGCGGAGAAUCCUCCAAGAAGGCUGCGUAUGAGUUCAACAUCGCCGACAGUGCCGGAGAAGUUGGACACAAGUACCAGUACUAUGUCCGGGCUCCACCCAGCAACGUUCUCACUGGCGAUCAAUGCAAGUCCCUCACGAGCCGUCUCAACUCGAACUUCCAGCAGAAGGAUGCCAAGAUUGCUAUCGCACUUCCGGUCCAUUACGCCCAGAAGCUCGCCAAGCGAAUGUACGACUACUUCCUUUUCGCUACCACAAACCGGUACGACCAGCUUUCGAGCGUGCAGCGACGAUUGAGGUUCUCCGACGAAGAGACAUUACAAAACGAUCAAAAGAUGGCGGAUAUGAUGAACGAGUAUCUGCUUGAUUACGGCGUAGUGGAAGCGCGCGUAGGAACGCAGCCAGAUCGGAAGAACCCUUGGAUGCCACAGCUUGACGACAAGAUGUUCUACCUCUAG